AUGACCUCGUUUUCCGACAGCGUCAGAGUGUCCACCGCUGUGACCUAUGGCUACUAUGUGCCACCAUACUAUCCUGCGCCAUAUGGUGGAUGGGUGGAUGAUUGGCGAGAGAGCUAUACCAAGGCCAAGGCUCUGGUCGACUCUAUGACUCUGGCAGAGAAAACGAACAUCACUGCAGGAACAGGAAUUUACAUGGGUGAACGAUGUGCCGGAAACACAGGCUCUGCACUUCGAGUAGGCAUCCCCCAGCUGUGUCUUAAUGACAGCCCUGCGGGUGUCCGACACGCGGACAAUGUUACAGCUUUCCCCGAUGGAAUCACAGUUGGCGCAACUUUUGACAAGGCGCUCAUGUACCAGCGCGGCGUGGCCAUUGGGAAGGAAAAUCGCGGCAAGGGAGUCAAUGUUUGGCUAGGACCAACGGUUGGACCGAUAGGCCGCAAGCCAAAGGGUGGCCGUAACUGGGAAGGCUUUGGUGCUGAUCCUGUGCUCCAAGCUGUAGGUGCAAGAGAAACGAUCAAGGGCGUUCAGGAGCAGGGAGUGAUUGCUACAAUCAAGCACUUUAUUGCAAAUGAGCAGGAGAUGUACCGCAUGUACAACCCUUUCCAAUAUGCCUACAGCUCAAAUAUUGACGAUAGGACGAUGCAUGAAGUUUAUGCCUGGCCAUUCGCCGAAGGCAUUCGAGCGGGAGUUGGCUCUGUCAUGAUGGCAUAUAAUGCUGUAAACGGCACUGCGUGUACUCAACAUCCUUAUCUCAUGAAUGCCCUUCUCAAGGAUGAGAUGGGCUUCCAGGGCUUCACCAUGACCGAUUGGCUCGCUCACAUGUCUGGUGUCGCCUCUGCUAUUGCCGGCCUGGAUAUGGACAUGCCUGGCGACGUUCAGAUUCCAUUCUUCGGCAGUUCAUACUGGAUGUAUGAGCUUAGUCGGUCUGCUCUCAACGGGUCGGUUCCUAUGGAUCGCAUCAACGACGCGGCCACGCGCAUUUUGGCUGCAUGGUACAAGAUGGGCCAGGAUAAGGGAUUUCCAGCGACCAACUUUGAUACCAAUUCUGCUGCUGCGGUCAACCAGUUGUAUCCUGCCGCGUGGCCAUUUUCGCCGUCAGGAGUCACCAACGAGUAUGUUCAGGUCCAGGCUGAUCAUGACGUGAUUGCUCGCCAGAUUUCCCAGGAUGCCAUUACCAUGUUGAAGAACACCGGCGGCAUUCUUCCUUUAUCGCCUUCGCAACACCUCAAGGUCUUUGGCACCGAUGCCCAGAAAAAUCCAGAUGGAAUCAAUUCGUGCACAGAUCGCAACUGCAACAAGGGCACGCUCGGACAGGGCUGGGGUUCAGGGACUGUUGAUUACCCCUAUUUGGAUGAUCCCAUCACAGCCAUUACUGCAGAGGCCAGUAAUGUCACCUUUUACAAUACCGACAGCUUUCCUUCGGUAGGCCAAGUUGCAGCCAGCGACGUCGCUAUUGUGUUUAUCAAUUCGGAUGCCGGCGAGAACACUUACACUGUUGAAGGCAAUCACGGUGACCGCGAUGCUUCCGGUCUAUACGCAUGGCACAACGGCGAUAAGCUCGUACAAGAUGCCGCCAGCAAAUUCAGCAACGUCAUUGUGGUGAUUCACACCGUUGGCCCCCUGAUUCUUGAGAACUGGAUCGAUCUACCAUCCGUCAAGGCCGUCCUCAUCGCGCAUCUGCCUGGCCAGGAAGCCGGAAAAUCACUUACAAACGUCCUCUUUGGACACUCUUCGCCAUGCGGACACUUGCCUUAUUCAAUCACAAAACAGGAAAAUGACUUCCCCAGUAGCGUCACCACGCUCAUCAACUCCGAGUUCCUCAACCAGCCCCAGGACACGUACACUGAGGGUUUAUAUAUCGACUACCGCUGGCUGAACAAGAACAACACCAAGCCGCGGUACGCCUUUGGCCAUGGCCUGAGCUACACAAACUUUACAUUCAAGGCAGCAUCAAUUACAAAAGUCACUCAGCUAAGCUCAUACCCUCCCGCUCGCUCCGCCAAGAGCGGCGUCCCCAACUUUGCGCAAGCCAUUCCAUCUGCCAGCGAAGCCGUCGCACCCUCUGGAUUCAACUCAAUCCCCCGCUACAUCUACUCCUGGCUGUCGCAGGGUGACGCCGACGGUGCCGUCUCGGACGGAAAGAACGGCAAGUAUCCAUACCCAGACGGCUAUUCUACCACCCAGAAACCCGGUCCUCGCUCCGGCGGUGGCGAGGGAGGCAACCCUGCGCUCUGGGAUGUCGCGUAUAGCCUCACGGUGACGGUACAGAAUACGGGGGAUGAGUUUGCUGGCAAGGCUUCCGUGCAGGCAUAUCUUCAGUUCCCGGAUAACAAUGGCUAUGAUACGCCGGUUAUCCAGCUCCGUGAUUUUGAGAAGACGGACGAGUUGGCGCCUGGAGAGUCGACGACGGUGACGCUGACGCUUACGCGCAAGGACGUCAGUGUGUGGGACGUGGUGGCGCAGGAUUGGAAAGUGCCUGUGGUUGAUGGAGGGUAUAAAGUAUGGAUUGGAGAUGCCAGUGAUUCCUUGAGUAUAGUGUGUCAUGCGGAUACGUUGAAGUGUGAGACUGGUGUUGUUGGGCCGGUGUAG
This is a messenger RNA of Trichoderma virens Gv29-8, 2589 nucleotides long. Its product is annotated as glycoside hydrolase family 3 protein. The transcript has 5 exons. Gene Ontology annotation, molecular function: beta-glucosidase activity. The coding region runs from base 1 to 2589 and encodes 862 amino acids. The record is from RefSeq and is a predicted model, not a curated record. Gene Ontology annotation, biological process: glucan catabolic process. Lineage: Eukaryota; Fungi; Ascomycota; Sordariomycetes; Hypocreales; Hypocreaceae.